Molecule: messenger RNA, 1987 nt
Organism: Culex pipiens pallens (northern house mosquito)
Lineage: Eukaryota; Metazoa; Arthropoda; Insecta; Diptera; Culicidae
Gene: Syx7
Product: syntaxin-7
Exons: 6
Coding region: 481-1332 (283 amino acids)
Biological process (GO): vesicle-mediated transport; vesicle fusion; intracellular protein transport
Cellular component (GO): synaptic vesicle; endomembrane system; SNARE complex
Molecular function (GO): SNARE binding; SNAP receptor activity
Source: RefSeq, a predicted model, not a curated record
UUUGUGUGGUGGGCGGAGUAGCGGGUGGACGUUGGGUUGGCUGCGAAAAUAAUAAAGAUUUUUUUUUGUGUCGAAUAAAAUCAUCCGCAGAGAAACUUUCCAUUGUGUGCGCGCGAGAUCUCGCUAAUCGUUUCAGAACAGCUGCAGCGCGGUGUUGUUAUCAGCGUCGAUUUGUGUUCGUGUGUGGAGUGCGUGUUCUAAUUAAUGCGGAGAAAACCCAGAAACAGGUUUAAGUCUGCGAAGAGAGACCACGGAAGACCUUGAAGAGCGCUAGCGGGGAAACCGACGACGGAAGGCCAUUACGACACUUUGGGGCACCAGCUGCUGCUGCAAUAUAGUUAGUGGUAGGCCAAGGAGGGUUCAAGACGUAAUCACGGACAUUGUCAUCAUCCAGCGGGGGACAGCAGCUUAGUGUGUCCAUUCCGUAACUAACACCCAGAAGAGAACGAGCCAAUAAAUACAGUCAAGCCAAGAGCAAGGAUGAGUUAUUCCUCGUUCGAGAAUAAUGGGUCCGGAACGGCGGGCCCUACCAACGAGGCCGACUUCCAGAAGUUGGCCCAAACGAUCGCCACCAGCAUUCAGAAGAUUCUGCAAAAUGUUUCAUCGAUGCAACGGAUGGUGAAUCAGUUCGGAACGGCACAGGAUUCCCCCGAGCUGAAGCAGCAACUCCACCAAAUCCGCACGUACACCCAGCGGCUCAUCACGGACACGACGAACCUGCUGAACGAGCUGAUCAACUGCAAGGAGCGCCACCUGAAGAUCCAGCGAGACCGGCUGGUGGACGAGUUUACCGCGGCCCUAACGGCCUUCCAGUCGGUCCAGCGGAAGACGGUCGAUCUGGAGAAGAAUGCCGUCCGGCAAGCGCGCGGAGCUUCCGGAGCGGUUCUCAACAAACCCCCGGGCGGUGGCUCGUCGAACCAUUCCAGCAUGGGCAGCUACGGCAACAGCCACAACCACUCGAGCAGUAGCAACGCGUUCGAGGACAACUUUGUGAGCCAGCGGGGGGGACAAACGCAGGAACAGCUGCAGGAGGAGAUCGACCUGCAAGCGCUGGAGAACCAGGAGCAGACCAUUCGCGAGUUGGAGGAAAACAUUGUGAGCGUGAACGAAAUCUACAAAAAGCUGGGCGCGCUGGUGUACGAGCAGAGCCACACGGUGGACUCGAUCGAGGCGUCGGUGGAGCACACGAGCGUCUUUGUGGCCGAAGGUGUGCAGCAGCUGAAACAGGCGAGCCAUUAUCAGAACAAAGCCCGCAAGAAGAAGCUGAUUCUGGCGCUGAUUGCGGCCUCCAUCCUGGCCGUCAUAAUUCUGCUAAUCAUCAUCCGACACUAGGACACUACAGCGAACAAGAGACGCCGACAAACUGCUCCACCACACAGUUUGUAAAUAGUGCAGCCGUGAGAACUUUUUCCGCCUCCCAAUUCGCAAUACAAGAUCUGGUUCUUUUCUAGAGGUUUCCCCGGUUUAACGAGUUGUUUAUUGGUUUUUUUUUCUUUGUGGAACUUUAUUUUCGAGAAAGUAAACGAGAGACAAUGUGGAACCAAGCAGCAAAAAAAGUGAUAUCUUACAUGAUAAAAUAAUUGCAAUGGAAUGUUUUGUGAACAAUAACGAACGGAAAAGCUUUUAGCGCAGAGUUUAACGUGAUUCAAGGCGAUAAUCACGCGGGAAUUCUAACGUUAUUUUGAUAUUAAAACCUGUCGCAGGAACUGCAGUCUGCAGUGACGAGCGUUUAUUAUUUAUAUUGUACACACACUUACUAGAUACUUUCUAAGCAAAUGAAAACAAAUGAGCAAAAAACAACACACACUGUAUUACUUAUCAAACCAUUACCGUUCUACUAUGUAUAUUAGGGAGAUAGUAGUCUAUUUAGUGCACGUGAAUGUGACGAGAAAGACGACACUAAAGAAUAAUUAAAUUUGGAAGUGAGCAAAAACAGCAAACAGAUAUAUAAAUAUAAUAAAGAAAUGUCAAUAUUAUGAAACAAGGA